Messenger RNA from Hydra vulgaris (swiftwater hydra), 963 nucleotides. Its product is annotated as chymotrypsin-like elastase family member 3B. Gene Ontology annotation, molecular function: serine-type endopeptidase activity. The record is from RefSeq and is a predicted model, not a curated record. Gene Ontology annotation, biological process: proteolysis. Lineage: Eukaryota; Metazoa; Cnidaria; Hydrozoa; Anthoathecata; Hydridae.
ACUUGUAAACAAACGCAUACAAAAAAAUUUUAAAUAAAAUUUUACCACGAAAUCGUUUCAUGUUUAUUUUUUAGUGAAAAUGAUUUUGGGUUUGAUUUUUUCUUUUGGAGUAAUAUUGGCAGCGUCAGGAUGUGGUACGUCUAAGUUUCAACGAGGCAAAGUAAUUGGUGGGACAACAGCAAUACGUGGCUCUUGGCCAUGGCAAAUAUUGAUAUUAAAUAACAAUAUACCGAUUUGUGGUGGAACACUUAUUGCUCCGAACUGGAUACUCACUGCUGCUCAUUGCUUAAACAAGACAAACGCUCAACAACAUGUUUUACGCGGAGGCGAACACAAUAUAAACAUUCAAGAAGGAACCGAAGAAGAUAUUCCAGCUGCAGAUUUUUUCAUCCAUCCAUCGUACAAUCCACGCACCGCAAAUAACGAUAUUGCCCUGAUUAAACUUUCCAGACCAUUUAAAAUUACUGAUUACGUAUCUACAGCUUGUUUACCAAACGAUGAAGUUCCGACAGGAGCUUCUUGUUAUAUAGCUGGUUGGGGAAAAGUUGCGUAUCCUGGACAAAUGACACAUAUUCUUCAACAAGGAAAUAUGAACGUUGUCGACAGACGUAAGUGUCAUACUUUAAACUCAAGAAACUUACCUUGGCCUAUAACAAAUUCUAUGAUAUGCGCUGGAGAUGGUGGAAGUAGUCCAAUGUCUGGUUGUCAUGGUGACAGUGGUGGUCCAUUAAUCUGUUACAAAAAUGGAAUUUGGGAAGUACAUGGCGCAGUGAGUCACGGAUCCGAUGACUGUCAAUCAGUUAAAGCAUAUACUGUUUUUGCCAAUGUUGCUUAUUUUAAACCAUGGAUUGAUGAAAUUAUAAAAUAACAUUAAAAAAAAGUUGAAAGAUUGCUGUAUUUUAUUUAAUUUAUAGAACGCAAAAAGUUCAGAACUCUAAUAAAUGUAUUUGUUUUUGUGUGGAA